Molecule: messenger RNA, 2568 nt
Organism: Diceros bicornis minor
Lineage: Eukaryota; Metazoa; Chordata; Mammalia; Perissodactyla; Rhinocerotidae
Gene: LMAN1L
Product: lectin, mannose binding 1 like
Exons: 14
Coding region: 63-1664 (533 amino acids)
Biological process (GO): endoplasmic reticulum organization; Golgi organization; endoplasmic reticulum to Golgi vesicle-mediated transport
Cellular component (GO): Golgi membrane; endoplasmic reticulum membrane; endoplasmic reticulum-Golgi intermediate compartment
Molecular function (GO): D-mannose binding
Source: RefSeq, a predicted model, not a curated record
AGCCCCUCCCUGGCCUCCCAGCUGCGGAUCCACCUGGGGCCCGGCCACCAGAUCCCUUCACAAUGCUAGUGGUCGCUGGCCCUAAUCCCUUCCUCUGCCUUCUCCUCCUCCUGCUCUUGGACCCCCACAGCCCUGAGGCGGGCAAUCCUCCUCAGCGAAGGUUUGAGUACAAGCUCAGCUUCAAAGGACCAAGGCUGGCCUUGCCUGGGGCUGGAAUACCUUUCUGGAGCCAUCAUGGAGAUGCCAUCCCAGGCCUGGAGGAAGUGCGGCUGGCCCCAUCCAUGCGGAACCGGAGUGGCGCCGUGUGGAGCAGGGCCCCAGUCCUCUUCUCCGCCUGGGAGGUGGAGAUGCAGAUGAGGGUGACCGGGCCUGGGCGCCGGGGAGCUCAGGGCAUGGCCGUGUGGUACACCCAGGACAGGGGCCAAGUAGGCUCUGUCCUCGGGGUGCUGGCCUCCUGGGACGGCAUUGGGAUCCUCUUCGACUCCUCGGCUGAGGAUAUCCAGAGCAGCCCUGCCAUCCGUAUGCUGACCAGUGAUGGGCACACCCCCUAUGAGCCGCUUGGGGAUGGAGCCGGCCGGGUGCUGGGCUCCUGCCACCGGGACUUCCGGAACCGGCCGUACCCCUUCAGAGCACGGAUCACCUACUGGGGGCAAAGGCUGCGCGUAUCCGUGAACAGCGGCCUCACUCCCAGAGACCCGGAUGAGUUCUGCAUGGAUGUAGGGCCCCUGAUUUUGGCCCCUGGAGGUUUCUUUGGGGUCUCAGCAGCCACCAGCACCCUGGCAGAUGACCAUGAUGUCCUGUCCUUCCUGACCUUCAGUCUGAGUGAGGGGGGUCCAGAGCCUCUCUCCCAGCCCUUCCUGAAGACGGAGCAGCUCCGCCUGGCAAGGCAGCUGGAAGGGCUACGGGCAAGGCUGGCCCUGGGCACAGAGGAGGACAUGAUUCCAAAGCUGAGCUUCGAAGCCCAGGAAGAGGGGGAAAGUAUCUUUGACCUGGAAGAGACGCUGGGCAGACACAGCCGGAUCCUGCAGGCUCUCCAGGGUCUCUCCGAGCAUUUGGCCCAGGCUGAGAGGCAAUGGAAAAAGCAGCUGGGGUCCCUAGGCCAGGCCAGGCCUGAGGGAGCCUGGGCUCGGGACCCCUCCUGCCAGAUUCCACUCACCCCAGAGAGUGGAGGGGCUGUGCCCUGGGCCCUAGAGAAGAGACUGGUACUCCUGCAGGACUCUGCCAAAGUCAGCACCUUGCUCCAUGGACAGCGGACUCUUCUCCAGGACCUGCAAGAAAUGAGGGAUGCAGCUGCCCACAUGGCCUCAAGAGCCCAGGUCUUCUACCCACCUGUGGGUACCAAGCAUCAUCUCUUAGAGCUGGACCAGAUCCUGACCCGAAUGCAGAAGGACCUUCGGGGACCAGUGAAAGCAGCAGCCAAGGACCCCCGCCCACCUGGCUGGCUUCCAGGGGCCUCCUCAUGCCUGCUGCCAGGCAUCUUCCUGUUCUUCCUCCUCAUCCAGACUUUAGGAUUCUUCUGCUAUGUACACUUCAGACAGGAGCAGAACCAGAACCUUCCAGACUGUUUGUCCACAGGCAGCCUUCCUCUGAGUCCUGCACCACGCAUCCCUAGGGCCCUGGGGCUUCUGAGGAGGCAGCCCCUCUCCCCCAGCAUGAAUGCAUGACCCACUUCAAAGCCCUGAAGGGCUGUCCACUUCUCAUCACUGGGAAGUGGACAGUGUCUGGGGGGCAUGGAGGGCUUGGCCAGCAUCCUCUCCCUCUAGGUGCCCAGCUCCUACCCACACCUUAGCUUAUGUGGAGCUCCCACCUUAUUAAAGGUGACUUCCCUCUCCCCAUGCUUUGCUACACUCAUUUACCUUCCAGCUGCACCUUAAUCUCUCUGAAGGCUUCCAACUUCUCUGGUCCGGUAGCCAGAGUGGGCUCCAAGCAGACAAGGAGGCCAAGGGCUGGCCUGGACGCCAAAAAGACCAGAUACCCCACAGGCUUUAAGCCCUGGACUAUGGAGGGAAAGAGGGAGUCGCAACUGUGUAUAAUUCUGUCCUCAAAUUCACCCAGAACAAGGAGCGGUGUCUCCAGGUACCCUUCCUAGCCCAGCCAGCAUCACCAUGAACAGCUCUCUCCCUCCUCCGCUCAGUUCUAGGGGUCAGCAGGGCAGGCUGUGACCGAGAACUCUAAGAGGCAACCCGUGGAGCCAUAAUUGGGAUUCCCACUCUCUGGCCUCCCUCCCUUUCCCAGCCUCAAGCUUUGGGCAGCUGCUGGGGAAGCUGGUUGGGGAGACGAAUGGGGUGGGGCCCAGGGUUGGAUCUUUGUCCCUCGCUUCUACUCCUAUCUCCCAGCUGAACUCCUGGCUAUCAGCAACCUGGGAGAGGAGGAAGUGGGCGGAGAGUAGGAAGCAAGGUUCAGGGAAUGAACCAGUGAAACCCCUUCCCCUGGGGAGCGACCCCACCCUCAAAGGCCCUAAUCUAUUGUCAGCAGCGCACAGCUGAGCUUGGAGUUGAAGGAGGCACGUGGGGGAGGCGGGAGUGUGGAGCCGGCACGUGGUCCAGCCUCCUCGGCCCCGUGCAGGCC